GAGAGAGCGCUGCUGCUCUUGUCGGCCUUCUAGUCUGAGGCCCGUAUCCAUAUAUCGAGGAUGGAUGACCACCGGCCCACUCGAAGCCCAGGUGGUUUGCAAUGGAAUCGAGGCGACGCCAGCUGCUCUGCCUUUUGAAAAGGGAGUGAGUUGGAGGAGCGGCAUUGAAAUGGCGUGCCUACCCCUGACAACUUGAGUUGCGAGCCACCACGUUGGAGGAGGAGGAGCAGAUAUCCUCCAUCAAAUGGGGUGCGUGUCGUCGGCGUUCCUGGAGGAAGAAGCCGAGGACGGCCGCCGCCGCAUCAUCUCCCACCACCACAUCGUCUCCCUCACCUCCUCCACCUACGGCAUCCUCACCUACUCCGACGCCGAGCCGGUUCAUUCCCCGCCGCCGCCAACAACCACCACCACCACCUCCGCGCCUCCACCGCCGCCGCCGCCUCCUCCUCCUCCCCCGACGAAUCUCAAACCCGAAUCCCAUCCCCAGCCCCAGCCGGAGGAGGUCAUCAACUCCUGGGAGCUCAUGGCCGGCCUCCUCGACCCCUCCACCCCGGCCAGGCCUCCCGCCCCGUCUCCUUCCUGCAAGCCUAAACGCCGCAUCCGCUUCCCUCUCCGCCCAAUCGACGGCAACGCCAAGCCAGGCGCAGGCGCCCCUCCCCCGGCCCCCGCGGUGCUCUACACCACCUCCCUCCGCGGGGUCCGCGCCACCUUCGAGGCCUGCAACGCCGUCCGCGCCGCGCUCCAGGCCCACGGCGUCGCCUUCAGGGAGCGAGACGUCUCCAUGGACCGGGGCUUCAGGGAGGAGCUCCGGCAGCUGCUCUCCCCCGCCGCCUGCUCGCUCCCCAGGCUCUUCGUGCGGGGCCGCUACGUCGGCGGCGCGGAGGAGGUGCUGCGCCUGGACGAGCAGGGCCUGCUCGCGCCGCUGCUGGAGGGCCUGCCCAGAGGCACCUACUGCUGCGACGGCUGCGGCGGCAUGAGCUUCCUGCCCUGCUUCGACUGCUCGGGGAGCCGCAAGGUGGCCGUGCCCGUGCCCGGCACGCAACCUGGCUGCAGGCGGCGGCGGACCACGGUGGUGGUGCGCUGCGGGGAGUGCAACGAGAACGGCCUCGUGCUCUGCCCGAUCUGCUCCUGAUGAAAUCAAGCAGCCCCAUUCAGCCCCUCUCCUUUGUUUCCUCCUCCUCCUCCUCCUCUAGUGCAGGAGUAGUACUUACUAAUCAAGUUUCACCAAUCUUGGAAGGAAUGGGAGAUGAGUGGUUGUAAUCAAA
Panicum hallii is the source of this 1265-nucleotide messenger RNA. RefSeq lists its product as uncharacterized. The record is from RefSeq and is a predicted model, not a curated record. NCBI's taxonomy places the organism in Eukaryota, Viridiplantae, Streptophyta, Magnoliopsida, Poales, Poaceae. Bases 245 to 1132 code for a protein of 295 amino acids. The transcript has 2 exons.